Messenger RNA from Hyaloperonospora brassicae, 570 nucleotides. The record is from the annotation of a GenBank genome assembly. NCBI's taxonomy places the organism in Eukaryota, Oomycota, Peronosporomycetes, Peronosporales, Peronosporaceae.
AUGGGGAGCGACGACAAGACCGUAGCUAAGCCUGCCGAGGAAGAAAUCACUGGUCAGAAACGAAAGGCGCCCGGAGACGCAAAAAUUACGUCAUUUUUCAAGACUGGAAGCGAAGGAAAGGACGAAGCCACGACGGACGUGAGCAACAAAAAGACUGAGAAGAAGGAGGAACGGGACGACGAGGACGAGGUUGAAGACGAGGAGGACGAGGACGCUGAGGAACAAGAUGAUGAUGAUGAUGACGACGACGACGAUGACGACGAUGACGACAGUGAAGAGGAGGAGGACAUGGCUCCUCGACCGAAAAAGCGGCGAACGCGAGACAGCGACGACAGUGGCGACAGUGGGGAUGAGUCCGAGCCGGAGCUCAAGAUGACCGAGGACGACCUCGUGGGUGUCGACACGACGAACAUCAUCCCGCGUUCUCGACGCCGUGCGGCUGUUGCUGCGAUGGCACUGGCGUCAGAGGAACUGGCGGCGGCUACGGGUGUGGCACCUGCUGCGGCGACGGCGGCUAACGAUCGUGAUGACGACGACGAUGGCGAAUCUAGCGACGAAGCCGAGUUUUAG